Ambispora leptoticha is the source of this 1051-nucleotide messenger RNA. Lineage: Eukaryota; Fungi; Glomeromycota; Glomeromycetes; Archaeosporales; Ambisporaceae. The record is from the annotation of a GenBank genome assembly.
UACUGUUGUUAGCUGUCUGACAAGUGGGAAUCGCCAGUGGUCAUGGAGAGAUUCAAAUAAAAUAGAACAAAAAAAUGAAGAUAAUAAUAUAACAACGAAUGGCAAACGAAAAGAUAAUGAUCCGCCCGAAGACACAAUAAAUAGAAAAACUAAAAAAGCAAAGUCCCAAAGAUUUGUUACCGACGAAACAGCAGAUCUUAACACAAGAAAGCCCGAAACAAAUCAAGAUUUUGAGCGAGCUCUGCUUGGCUCACCGAACUCGUCGGUCCUUUGGUUACAAUACUUGGCUCAUCAAAUUGGCAUGGGAGAAAUACAGAAAGCACGUGAAAUUGGUGCGCGUGCCUUGGAAACCAUUAAUCAGGUGGAGGAAACGGAACGAAUGAAUGUUCAUAAGGCUCUGAUUAGUUUGGAAGUGCAGUUUGGUAGUGAGGAGGAUGUUGCAAGAGUAUUUACGAGUGCGUUGCAAGUCUGUAAUGCGAAACCAUUAUAUUUCGCAUUGGCAGAUGAUUAUGAAGUACAUGGAAAAAUUAAGGCAGCCGAGGAAACAUAUCGAAAUAUGAUGAAAAAGUUUCCUGAAGAUUUAGAAGUGUGCUCAAAAUUUGGGUUAUUUUUAUUCCAGCAGGGUAAAAACGAAAUUGCUAGGGAGUUACAUAAAACAUGCUUAAAAAGGUUUGAAAAGCGUGAUCAAAUUCAAAUAACCACAAAAUUUGCCACAAUGGAAUUCAAACAUGGCGAAGCGGAACGAGGACGCACAAUUUUUGAACGUUUGGUGCAAGACAAUCGUAAACGUUCCGAUAUUUGGUCGGUUUGGAUUGAUAUGGAAAUAAAGAUUCUGAGUGAAGAUACAAAUAAAAAUAAUAACACUAAUAUAGAGAAAGUUCGUGCAUUAUUUGAACGCGUGACUGCAAUAACUUUUUCAUCAAAAGUGAUGAAAUUUCUCUUGAAUAAAUGGAUGAAAUUCGAGGAGGAAUUUGGUACAUUAGAGUACAUUGAAAAAGUAAAAUUAAAAGCAAUAAAUUAUGUCGAUUCAAAACGAAUCGAGAGGGUUUGA